Helicoverpa zea (corn earworm) is the source of this 4054-nucleotide messenger RNA. RefSeq names its product adenylosuccinate synthetase (gene Adss). The record is from RefSeq and is a predicted model, not a curated record. The coding region runs from base 89 to 1450 and encodes 453 amino acids. Gene Ontology annotation, cellular component: cytoplasm. NCBI's taxonomy places the organism in Eukaryota, Metazoa, Arthropoda, Insecta, Lepidoptera, Noctuidae. Gene Ontology annotation, molecular function: GTP binding; adenylosuccinate synthase activity. The transcript is spliced from 10 exons. Gene Ontology annotation, biological process: IMP metabolic process; 'de novo' AMP biosynthetic process.
UGGUAUCCCAGAAACCUUUUUGCAACUGCGAGCCCGGCGCGCGCAUGUCUCGCUCUUUCCUAUAAAAUUGAGAAGUUUGCAUUAAAUAAUGGCUUUAGCUGUAAAUUCGAAGCAAACAGCCGUAAACGGUGACGUAUCGUCUGGGACACAUCCGUGCAAAAAAUCUAAAAUGGAAAAUAAAGUUGCCGUUGUUUUGGGUGCUCAAUGGGGUGACGAGGGAAAAGGAAAAGUUGUGGAUUUAUUGGCUGUAAACUGUGACAUCGUGUGCCGUUGUCAGGGUGGUAACAACGCUGGUCACACAGUCGUCGUCGACGGCAAAGAGUUUGAUUUCCACUUGCUACCGAGCGGUAUUAUAAAUCAGAAAUGCAUAUCUGUUAUCGGCAAUGGCGUGGUCAUACAUCUCCCGGGUCUCUUCGAGGAGUUGAAAAAGAACGAGCUGAAAGGCAUGAAAGGAUGGCAAGACAGACUCAUCAUUUCAGACAGAGCACAUCUGGUCUUCGAUAUGCAUCAACAGGUGGACGGUCUCCAAGAGGCAGAAAAGGGGAAGAACUCGCUAGGCACCACAAAGAAGGGUAUCGGCCCGACCUACUCAUCCAAAGCCACGCGCAAUGGACUCCGGAUUGGAGACCUGCUGGGUGACUUCGCUAUGUUUGAAGAAAAGUUCCGAACUCUAGCAGCGAACUACAAGCGCAUGUUCCCGUCUCUAGAGGUGGACAUUGAAGCUGAACUGAACCGUUACCAAGAGUACGCCACCAUGAUACGACCCAUGGUGCGAGACACGGUGUCGUAUCUACACAAAGCCAUUAAAGAGGGCAAGAAAGUGCUCGUAGAAGGCGCUAAUGCUGCCCUUUUGGAUAUCGAUUUUGGCACCUACCCCUACGUGACGUCAUCGAACUGCAGCAUAGGCGGCGUGUGCACGGGGCUGGGCUUGCCGCCGCUGGUCAUCGGCGAAGUGCUGGGCGUUGUCAAGGCGUAUACAACGCGCGUGGGGGACGGACCUUUCCCUACUGAGUUGCAUGAUGAGACAGGGCGACUGCUCCAGGAGCGCGGGCACGAGGUGGGCGUCACCACCAAGCGCGUGCGGCGCUGCGGCUGGCUCGACCUCGUCGUGCUGCGCUACACCGCCAUGGUCAACGGAUACACCUCGUUAUGUCUGACAAAGAUGGAUAUCCUCGACACGUUGCCGGAGAUCAAAGUCGGCAUCGCGUACAAGUUGAACGGCAAGAAGAUCGAAUACUUCCCCUCGUCGAUGGCCGAACUCAGCAGUGUUGAAGUGGAAUACAAGACGUUGCCGGGCUGGGCGUGCAGUAUAGAGGACGUGCGGCAGCUCGACAAGCUGCCCGAGCCCGCCAGGAACUAUGUCAAGUACAUCGAAGAGUUCCUGCAAAUACCUGUAAAGUACAUCGGCGUCGGCCAGGGUCGGGAGUCCAUCAUCAGCACAGACGCUUAACGUCGAAGCGUCCGCCACUUAGUGUCACUUUCUAUGUAAUGUUGUUCUUAAGUAAGGUAUGGGCUGCGAGAUACCUCUUUUGCGCUCAAUAUAGUACUUAAUGAGAAAGGCACGGUAUGGGAAAAGAAACCACCUUGGUUAAAAAAACCACUUAUUAUACGGGAAUAGAAUAUGAUUGGUGUAUUAAUACAUCUGCUUAGCUAUAAUAGAUUUUUAUGAUACAGUUUCUUGACUUAAUUUCGUCAAAAAUGUGUACAAUGGCAGAAUACUUAUGCAUGAAGGCUUCUACUUAUAAGAGAAAUGAUGAGAAAAAGAACAGUAUUUGAAAUUGGAAACAGCUCAAUGGUAUAACGUUAAGUUGACUCUAAACACGCGAUUAUCAUAAGAGUACACGAUAAAGCAAAUAUGUAAUAUGUAUUUCUAACUGACGUGACGAUUCAGUACUUAAAAAUAAUGUAAAAGUUCAAGAUAAACUCUAAACUGUCUAGGAAGCCUUAUCCUUGCCUAACACAGGGAGCCUUAUCCUUUAGUUAAAGCAGAUUGAAAAGCUUUAUUCUUGAAUUUAUAUUUAAAAAAACCGUAGACAAAAGUUAAGACGAAGGAGUUUUUAAUGUUGUGUUUAAGGAGUUUUUAAACCUGAGCGCAAAAGAGGUACUACUAAUUCUCAAAACGCAGUUCUCCGCUGGCUUAUAUACCUAACCGUUGUUAUAUAAUAUGCAAUACAUUUUUUUAUAGUUCAGCCAACAGACACGUUUUUUUAUAAGUUCAGGGCUUAUUAUCAAUUGCCUGUUUCUCGGAAUUGAGUCUAUAUGUAAUGUUAUGACAAUAUACACCAUAAUGUGUUAAAAGACAAGCCUUAUGCCUUAAAAUGAAUGUUUUUCUUAAGCUAUAUGUGAAAUAGUAUCCUUUGUAACACGACGCAAUAAAUAACAAAUGAAAUCAUUAUAUUUAUUUUAAAAGGAGGCUUAAUACGAACUCGUAAUUAUCAUUUCAAAAUGAGUAUUUGCUUACUUCAAAGAAAAAUCUCGCCUAAAUACAUUCUUAAAGCUAAUUUUGAGAUCGUGUUAAACCUUCGACAUAUUUAUGCCUCCAUGUACUUACAGUUUCAGCUACAAUCCAGUACUUAUGAACACUUAACUUACUAUUAUUUUUUAAAUAUGGUCACCCAACUGGUUGACUAUCUUGUCUUUGGUGCAACUUAUGAGAAAUGUCUCAUCUCGAAUACAUGAGUCCCUUUUAUUAUAUUGUAGUUGGAACGUAAAAAUAUAUAUACACUAUAAUAAUUAUGUAUACAUAAAAGCUUGCUUCACUAGUCAAUAAACAGUGACCGAAUGGUGCCGGUUUUAUACAAAAGUAAUAAUAUUAAUACAGUAUUGUUCAUUGAAAUAGCAUUGGCUAAGUGUUAGCUAACUAAUCUUGCCUGUUUAUUAGACAAUUUUAUAAACGUGUAGGUGGAAUUAUUACAUUGGUAUCGUAUCAGAAUAUUGAGUAUUUAGAAUUUAUAUAAAUGUCUUUAUUGGGAAGUGUAGCUUGAAGUGUAUUUGGUAGAUUUCGUAUUUAAGUUCACUAGAUGUUCUAACGAGUUGUUGCUGUUAAUUCAUUUAGGCCCAAGUUUACUGGCAACAUAAACGUCAGUUUUCUUAUGUACUACUUUACUAUUAUUUUCACGUACAAUUUUGAAAUUUAAUAGUAUUUCUAAGAAAUACGGACGUUCACGUUGUCCGUGAACGUGGCCUUGGUGAUCUUAAAUACGAUAUCCUACCUACUUAGUGAAAUAAUUUAGCUAAUUAUUAAAAUAACGUAUCAUCAUAAAGUUUAUAGAAUAUAUAUUUCACAGCGGAUUUAGUACAAAUAACUGUUGGUGGUAUUUAUUGGCGGCAUUGCCAAGUUUCCUUUCGCAGCAAUAAUAGUGGUAAUUAAUGUAUAAACAAUCAGUUGUGGUGCAGCGGACACCGUGAUGGCGGAGUUAUAUACUUGUAAAGUAUUAUUUUAAAGACACCAAGGCUUAAUUAUUCCUAAAGUUAAUAUUUAGUUCACUCGUUCUAAGGUGUAACACGCGAUCCAGGGUUACAACACACGUUAGCGUAUUGCUAAACUAACGACUUAGAUGAAGCACGAAAUCAAUAAAACCCUGGAAUCAACACAUUUUUUUUCUAAUUUUAAUUUUUAUUCUUCAUCAAAUUGACAGUGUCGGUUUUUGCACAAAAAAAAUAGCAGUACUAUGAAUAAAGACCUUUUUAGUGUUAAUAAUUUUAACGUUUGUUUGAAAUCAAUUCUUUUUACUAACUUUUUCAUUUAGGGCUAUUAUUUCAGCGUUCAAUGUAAUCGUGAAUCGUCGACACAAUUUAGACAUUAUUUUAAAAUAAUAUUUAAUAAAAUUUUACAAAGGCCCAUUCCAAAGAUCUUUUCAAAUAAAAUAUUGUAUGUACUUAUUUAACGAAUCAUCGUUUUGCUUCUACAUUCUGUGAGUCGUGUUUUUUAUGUGAUAUAAUUGUGUAUAAUUAAUACGAGUAUUCACAUUAAUAUAAUAUGGAUUUAAAAAUGUUAUAUCAAUGUUAGUAUUCAACUACAGUUAAUAUGCCAAUAAAACGGUUUAUUCUUUUA